Paramacrobiotus metropolitanus is the source of this 1901-nucleotide messenger RNA. Its product is annotated as ecdysone receptor-like. The transcript has 7 exons. The record is from RefSeq and is a predicted model, not a curated record. Bases 269 to 1699 code for a protein of 476 amino acids. NCBI's taxonomy places the organism in Eukaryota, Metazoa, Tardigrada, Eutardigrada, Parachela, Macrobiotidae. Gene Ontology annotation, biological process: cell differentiation; hormone-mediated signaling pathway; positive regulation of transcription by RNA polymerase II. Gene Ontology annotation, molecular function: RNA polymerase II cis-regulatory region sequence-specific DNA binding; zinc ion binding; nuclear receptor activity.
UAACAGUUUAUGUUGUACAGCAGCCCGACUUUUCUUGCGCUUGUAUAGAUUUUCUUUUAUAUAGUAAUUUAAUAUUUUCUGUUUACCAGACGCUUUUCUACUUUUGGUUUCAAUUUUGAACUCUGUUGUAGUGUCAAAGCACUGCACUCUGUACAAUUAAAACGUUACCAUUUACCGAACAAUCUAAAAAGUUUGGCGGAUAAAUGCGAUAAUACCAAAAAAGCCGACUGCUUUACCUUUUUCUCUCUUGGUGAAUAGCUAAAUCAAAAUGUUCCCGAACGACGAUGGCGCAAAAGUUUUACCAAAAUGUCGGAUUUGCGGUGCGAAAUCCACAGGGAUUCAUUAUGGUGUGAUCAGCUGCGAGGGGUGUAAGGCAUUUUUUAAACGAGAGUCUGUUAAAAGCACGAAAUAUGUGUGCUAUUUUGGAAAUGCUUGUCCUGUUGGUUCGGUGGCGCGAGGAAGAUGUCGAGCCUGUCGCUACAGGAAAUGUUUGCAAGAAGGAAUGGUCAAUUUCAACAGUCCUAAUGCCAUCGUCGGAUCUGCAAAAUGCACAUCGAAGUUUUCCGGCAGAGAAAAAUCGCGAAACUGGAAUUCAGCUACAACUGCUUUUGAUUACGCUGUAUCGAAGCCGAGUGCAGUUGUUAAAGAUCUGCUUCCGCGAGUCGACAUAUUUCGUUUUAUUCAAUCGGACACAAGCGAAAAAUCUGAACAAAGGUCAGCCAUUGCAUAUGACCGGUCACUUCUGUUCUGUAAAGACAUCGGCCCAGAAAGCCUCCAUAAAAUACAACUUUACGAUAAAUUUCCUGGUUUCCGAAUCAAAAUCAACCUUGACGAGAUACAAACAGCGCCAUACCGCGCUGACUUUCAAGCCGAUUUUCUGCACGGCUCCGAAGAGAGCCUGAACAUCGAUACCACCAUCCGAUCAGUAACCAAUGCAUUUUGUCGCUCUUAUAUGGAUCAAAUCGAUCUUUGGACGGAGUACGCCCGGAGAACCUUGAUUCUGUGCGAAGUUCCGAAUCAACCGGAAACUACCCUGCCCAUGAUGAUACAUGCGCUGAAGCAUGAGUUUCAGGGGGAUGCAGUGCGUGCCGAUGAUUUCACCAAAAGCCUCCCCGGUUUCACGAAACUGAGCCAUAAACACCGAACGCAAAUCGUCCUUGAACGCUCUUUUGAUUUCUUUCUGAUUAACCAUGCGGCGUACAUGCAAAAAGAGGAUUACUACUGGUGUGUGGGCCCACAUGGAUUCCAUUUUAACAAAUACUGGAUGAAACAAUUAGUCAAUCAGGACUGGAUCAAUUUCAUUGAAUUAGCCGCAUCUGAAUUCAACAAACUGCACCUGACUAUGACGGAACGCUACUUGUUUCUAUCAGCAAUUAUUCUCCGUGCCGGCACCAUAUCCGUUGAGAAUAAACUGAAAAUGUCCUUUAUCCACGCUCAUUACUUGGAUGCCCUGCUUUCGUCAGUCCGCCGACGCCUGUCACCAUCUGACCUUAGCCAGCUAUUUCCGCGUCUCCGGCAGGUAAUGGGCCGGAUUAUCAGUGUGGCCAACAUGGAUAGCAGUUAUUACCUCGCCUUGGAUCUCAGCUCCAUUCCCUUCGAUCGCAAUCGGGAUAUCCGGCAGUUUAUGCUGGAGGAUAACCCCGAGAAUGUCUUUAUUGCUCAUUGGUUGAAUUCGUCCAUUGAGGAAAUCGCAGAUUAACAAAUACACAGCCAUAUACUGAUAUUGGCUUCAUUGAUCGCAAUUUUUUGGAGAUGACUUUCAUCCAGUAAAUUUAUUUUUGCACGCAUUCGUGUACUGAAAGAGUAUCUAUUUUACUGUAUUUUAUUUUUGUAUUUGUCAAAAUUUUUAACAGAUGUUUUUGUGGUGAGAACUCUAUCAGAUGGAAAUUUUCCUGACAGAA